AAUAAUCUUAUUAUUAGCUUUCUAAUGUUGUAGAAAGACCAAACGCAAAUAGACCAAACCAGGUUUGCUUAAUUUUUUUUCGAAAGCUCUCUCUUCCACAAUGUUCACGGAGUCAUCAUCUCCAGCGAAGGAUCCGGAUUCACCCGAAUCCGAAACCCGACCCGACUUCAAUCCCUCCUCCACUGAUUCCACCGCCACUACCAAUCCCAACACCGUUCAAACCGCCAUAGACUCAGACUCCCUCGAACCUAGACCCGAAGCGACGACAUUCGAAUCAGCCUCAUCAGAUCUACCACCGGAACGAUUCAAUUCGCUCGACGAAUUAACCCACGAUCUCGGCUCUCUCCACGAGCUUUCAACCCGUGGCUCAUGGCAAGCGAUCCUCGAGAAGAUAUCUCAAGCGAGAGCUCUCUUCCUCCUCACAAAGCCUCACGAGCAUCUCACUUAUCUCACUUACCAAGUUAUGGCUCUCGUCAAGCUCCGUCGCUCCGAUGAAGCAGCGCAUGAGCUUAACUCGUUGCACGAUUUCGACGGGACGCAUUACAGGUACGAAUCGUUCCCUGAGAUCUACCCUAAUCGGAAAGGAUCCAUGGUUCCUUUCUCUUUACGGUGGCUCUACGCUUUGAUCCCUACUAAGCUUGGUAAUCGUCAGGAAGGGUUAGAUCGGUUAUACGUUUUGCUUGACUUUGUUAGAGAUCGAAUCAGAGACAAAGAAUCUCAGAAUUUAGAUGAUUCUGUGGAGUUGUGGAAGAAGAGAGAGACCUUUGUGAUGAGUUGCUUGUUAGGGUUUCAUUUAGGUCACAAGGAGUUUGGGGUAUCUUUGGAUUUGAUCAAGGGAUUGAUAAGUCGUGAUCCGUUAGACCCUGUUUUGAUUUCGAAACUAGGCUCUGUUCAACUGCAGUUUGGUGAUAUAGAAGGAGCUAAAGCCACGUUUGAUCGUGUUGAGAAGAUGUUGAAUGAAGGAAAGAGCAAUGGUUUGUUGAAUGAGUUACAGUUCAAGAAUCUUGUUGGUAGGAAUAAGGCUUUGGUUUAUGUUGUGGCAAAGGACUAUGUUUCUGCUGUGAGAGUGUAUGACGAAUGCAUUGAAAGAGAUAACUCGGAUGCUAUCGCCGUCAAUAACAAGGCUCUUUGUUUGAUGUACUUGAGAGAUCUUUCGGAUGCGAUUAAGGUGAUGGAGAGUGCUUUGGAGAGAGUACCGACUGCUGCUUUGAACGAGAGCUUGGUGGUUAACUUGUGUAGUAUGUAUGAGUUGGCUUAUGUUAAUCAUACUGAUGUCAAGCGGACAUUGAACAAUUGGAUUGCACGUGUUGCUCCUGAUGAUUAUGAUUCAUCUAGUACCAGAGUUUGAGGUUUUGAGCUAAGCAAAAAGGUAAUUUAGCCAAAGAGUUUAUGUCUUCAAUGAUGAAACAAAUCGAGGAUGUAGUUCUUGCUGGGUUUUUACCUCAUCUGGAGACUCUGUUGUUGAUGCAAUUACCGGCUUCACAUUCGUUGUAGUUUUGUGUUGUGAAAGCUAGCUAAUGGUUUGUUGCCCCCAAAGACUUGGUAACCUUCCUGCAUUGAUUUUUGUCAUAUUCGUCUUCUUACAACAAUUUCUGUAAUACUUGCUGUUAAUCACUAAUGACGAAUGUUUGUUCUUUCAACUCUCCCCAUGCACAGAGGUUUUGGGUUAUCGAGUAUUUAAAGCAAUCUAUUUUGAGAAUUUCUAGUUCAGAGAUCAUAUCAGGACUGGAUCAA
Camelina sativa (false flax) is the source of this 1734-nucleotide messenger RNA. RefSeq lists its product as uncharacterized. NCBI's taxonomy places the organism in Eukaryota, Viridiplantae, Streptophyta, Magnoliopsida, Brassicales, Brassicaceae. Gene Ontology annotation, molecular function: protein binding. The record is from RefSeq and is a predicted model, not a curated record.